AUGCCCAGUCUCCCCCGCAUGGCCUUCGGUGCGCUAGCCGCGCUUGCGGCUCUUUCCCCUGCCGUAGCCGCCGACACAAAAGUCUUCAACUGGACUACCGGAUGGGGCAACUAUGACGCCGACGGUAUGCUCGAGCGGCCAGUCAUCACGUGCAACGGCCAGUUCCCUUGGCCCGACGUCCGCGUCAAUAAGGGCGACACCGUGCUCAUCUAUCUGACCAACGGGUUUAACGAUCGCAACACGUCUCUCCAUUUACACGGGCUGUUCCAGCGCGGUACCAACCAGAUGGACGGCCCACCGGGCGUUACCCAGUGCCCCAUUGGUCCGGGCGACACUUUCCUGUACAAUUUCACUGUCGACAGUAACGUGGGCACCUACUGGUACCACUCGCACACUGCGGGUCAGUAUCAGGACGGGUUCCGCGGAGUGUUCAUAAUCGAAGACGACGCGUUUCCUUACCACUACGAUUACGACAUCCCGUUGCAGAUCGGCGAGUGGUACCAUGAUACGACAGACGUGCUCAUCCCCACAUUCAUGAACCUGUAUAAUCCCACGGGCGCAGAACCCAUCCCGCAGAAUUUCAUUCUGAACAGCACACGAAACCUGACCUGGAACGUCGAACCGGACAAGACCUAUUUGUUGCGGCUCGUCAACACGGGCGGGUUCGUGUCGCAGUAUUUCUGGAUCGAAGACCAUAACAUGACCGUGGUCGAGGUCGACGGCGUUUACACGGAACAGAACACCACGGACAUGAUCUACAUUACGACCGCGCAGCGGUACUCGGUGCUCGUGCACACCAAGAACGACACGUCGCGUAACUUCGCGAUCAUGAACAAGGUGGACGACACGAUGCUCGACGUGGUGCCCAGCGACCUCGAGCUGAACAGUACUUCGUACAUGGUUUACAACUCUAGUGCGGCGCUACCGAAGCAAAACAUCGUCCAGGAACUGGAGUUCCUGGACGACUUCUAUCUCGUUCCGUACGAGAAACAGGAAGUGCUACCGGAGCCGGAUUACACCAUCACUGUGGACGUGAUGAUGGACAACCUCAUCAGUGGAGUCAACUACGCAUUUUUCAACAACCUCACGUGGACAUCGCCCAAGGUGCCAACGCUACUGACAGUGCUGAGCGCUGGCGAGAACGCAACGGACGCGUCUAUCUACGGGUCGAACGUCAAUGCGUUUGUGUUGGAGAAAGAUGAAGUGAUCGAACUUGUGCUGAACAACCGCGACACUGGUACACAUCCGUUCCAUCUACACGGACACACGUUUCAGGCCCUAGUGCGCGACCGCGAGUACAACGCGGACCUGGGCGAACAAGUGCACCUAUACAACUCCAGCGAUCACCCGGCGUUCCCGGAGUACCCCAUGAUCCGUGACACUUUGUACGUACGCCCGCAGUCCAAUUUUGUCAUUAGAUUCAAGGCCGACAACCCAGGUGUGUGGUUUUUUCACUGCCACAUCGAGUGGCAUUUGCUGCAGGGGCUUGCGAUCGUGCUCAUCGAAGAUCCGCUCGGAAUCCAACAAAAUGCGUCUCAGGCGCUUUCCGACAAUCACCGCAAGUGUUGCCAGAACCUGGGCGUGCCCAUCGAGGGCAACGCUGCCGGCAACUCGGCCGAUUUCUUCGACUUGGCCGGCGAAAACGUCCAGGAAAAAUCCAUUCCUCCCGGGUUUACCAAGAAGGGCAUCGUUGCCAUGUUUUUCUCGUGUCUCGCAGGUGUUCUGGGGCUCGUUACCAUCGGCGUCUACGGGCUCAUGGGCAUGAACAACGCCGAAGAAAGAGUCAUGGCCGACUUCGACAUCUCGCCCGACGAGGUUCUGCAAGAGGCAAGUCGCGACGACGACAACACCAACCAUUCUUCUGUCGAAAAGGAGGUCGCACUCGAGACGGUCGAAACCAAGCACUAA
This is a messenger RNA of Lachancea mirantina, 1908 nucleotides long. The record is from the annotation of a GenBank genome assembly. NCBI's taxonomy places the organism in Eukaryota, Fungi, Ascomycota, Saccharomycetes, Saccharomycetales, Saccharomycetaceae.